AUGUAUGAUGGAUUGCAAGCCGUGGUCUCAUAUUAUGGUCCACCCUUCUCUUUCACCUCCACUGAGCUCACCCGAGCCCACCCCCAUGCGGUCCUCUUCCUCCCGGCUGACCUGCUGAAGCAGCACACACCGGCCUGUCUGUCAAACAAACCAACAGGACUCAAUUGGCUAGGACUGACGGGAGGCAGCCUCCUCACCACCACCAUGACCCUGGCGGCCUCCGAGAGGUCACUGCUCAUCAGAAACAAGUUCCGCUCAGUGCUGCAGUUGAGGAUCCAGAACCGAAGACAAAAUGAAAUCAAUGCAGAUCUGGGAAAAUCCACAAGUUUACAUCAAAAGACAGAGGACGAAAAGGGUGACGCUCAGCGUCUUUCUGAUGACUGUGUCCCUCAGAAGUUGCCCCCCAGUGGUGUGAACACUGAAACUGCAAAAGAGAGGAAUGUGUGUGUGACCCAGCGGCACAAGAAGGCGCGGCAGGCACAGGAGCUCGCUGAUAGAGUCCCACGUCUGCAUGGAACCAGCGAGCAGCAGCAGGAGCGACUGGUGCCCCAUGAGAACCGUACGUCUUGCUUCGCGCUGCCCUGUGAUGUCUUCGAAGACGACAUCUCCUCCUGCUCCUCUGCCUCGCCCACAGAGCUCGGCCCCCUCCCUCCGGGCGCUUUCUCCUCGUUACCGCUGCUCUCGGGUGAACAGUUACUAAGUGACUUCUCUGCCGUGGGCGCACAACUGCAGCCCGGCCCAGGUCACGCUCAGUCUGGCUUGGCGUUGCUCCCGGCAACCGAGGGCAUCCGACAUCCACCGAGCGUUACUGUGUGUGAGCCAGGCUCCAUGGCAACAAAUGUCCGACCAAACGGGCUUUACCUCCCGUCUGUGACCAUGCCCCUGCUGCCUAAGGCAGCGCGGCCCUCCAGUCCCACCUGCACCUCAGCUCUGCCCUCCCUCGAGAUGCCCCGUCCACGGAAGCAGCGAGACAACAAACCCAAAAUGAAGAAACUGAAAUAUCAUCAAUACAUUCCUCCAGACCAAAGAGGAGGUUCUGGAACAACAGGGACAGGAGCCAAACAGAAGAGCCCUCCCCCGACGCCGGCUUUAGACCCGGCCUAUUCGCACUUAGUCAAACAGCAGCAGGUUUUCCUCCAGCUGCAAAUUCUCCAAAACCAACAACAACAGCAGCAGCAGCAGCAGCAGCAGCAGCAGCAGCAGAUAACUGUGGUGCCCAGCGGAGAUGCCGGUGAUCACAUGAAGUCAUCUGGAGCCUUGCCCUUGAACCCACAGCCAGUCCCUGCCACAACAAACCACACCCCGGCAGAUCCUAAUCCAGUGGCAAAGCCUGAACUCCUGCCGGCAAACCUGGUGGACCUCACUGUGUCCGAGCUCCGGCAGCAGCUGCGGAAGCGCGGCCUCCCGGUGUCUGGCACCAAACCGGCUCUUCUGCAGCGGCUGCGGCCGUUCCAGCUGCCCCAGCCGUGUGUGGUCCCCGCCCCCCUCUGCCAGCUGGACCCACUGCCCACGUCGCUCACUCCAAACCAGAGCCCCAUCUCCAGCUCCAGCUCUGGAUCAGACUCUCCCAGCCACUGCCCAAGCAAACAUAUUUACAUCCAGAACCGGAAAAUUCCUGAUGGGAUUGUGCGUGAUGCUCCAAGCGGCAUCCUGAGCGAUAUCCCUAAUGCUUUUACAAAUGCCACUUCAGUCAGUCUGGCAGGUGAGCAGUGUGCCAUGUUCUUGGCUCCUGCAAGCACUGCCUCAGGGACCCCCAGUCCCAGCCUGCCUAUGUCAUCAUCAUCACCCCUACAGUGCGGGGCCCCCUGGAGGACUGAGAGUGAACAGCAACAGCAGCAGCGUGAGGAGCUCAGCGUGGAGCUGGAGAUGAGAGAACGCAUCAAGAGCCGGCCCAGAGACCAUUUUAAUAACUCAAGCGAGUUCUCACGAGGCGCUCUACAUCCUUUCCUGCAACAGGACUCGACAGGAUGUUCAAUAGACAAGUCCAAUAGUGAGGAAGAAUUGUUUACACAGCUGUAUUGUUGCCAGCCGUGUAACGUGAUUGGUCAGGAUUUCGAGCUGCCAGUGCAGAUCACAGCAAGUCCACUUCAGUUGUCACCUGCAGUUCGAAGUUUAGAGGAAGAGCUCCAGGAGGCCAUUCAGAAAGCACAGAUGGACCCUUUGCAGUCGAUAGAUGACAUUCUGGGUGAGCCAAUCAUCUACAUGGAGUCAGCUGCGGCAGUGUGUGAUAGUAAACCCUCCUCUGAAGCUGCCCUCAGCCCCUCUCCUCUUCCUCAGAGCGGCCAACACAGAGAUGAUAGCUUCCUCCCGUCUCCUCUGUGUUCGUCACUACUGUUAGAGAUGCCACCGUCUCCAGCUGUUGCACCUCCCAGUCAGGUGCUUCCUGCUCCUGCCCCUCCCCCUCUCUGCACCUCACCCCGGCCCUCCAACCGAAAGUCACGGAAACGGCGUGCCCUUGUGCCUUUUGAUGCAGCCGAAUGGCUCGAGACACUUACGUGCGGCCUGCGUCCACUGACUCCCCCCACUGCUCCGUUUGUGGAACCCGACUUCAGCCUGGACUCUGACCUGAAUGUCAAUAGAGUGCUGGAUCUCUUGAUCGAGCAGUGGUGA
Knipowitschia caucasica is the source of this 2610-nucleotide messenger RNA. The record is from the annotation of a GenBank genome assembly. NCBI's taxonomy places the organism in Eukaryota, Metazoa, Chordata, Actinopteri, Gobiiformes, Gobiidae.